Messenger RNA from Melopsittacus undulatus (budgerigar), 2420 nucleotides. RefSeq names its product phosphatidylinositol glycan anchor biosynthesis class V (gene PIGV). The record is from RefSeq and is a predicted model, not a curated record. Gene Ontology annotation, molecular function: alpha-1,6-mannosyltransferase activity; GPI mannosyltransferase activity. The coding region runs from base 599 to 2128 and encodes 509 amino acids. The transcript has 4 exons. Lineage: Eukaryota; Metazoa; Chordata; Aves; Psittaciformes; Psittaculidae. Gene Ontology annotation, biological process: GPI anchor biosynthetic process. Gene Ontology annotation, cellular component: mannosyltransferase complex; endoplasmic reticulum membrane.
GGAACAGGCUUUCUAAGCUGGUUGUUUUGAGCCUCCUUGGCACACUCCUGCGAGGAGGCUUCUCUCUCUGCUCCCUAACAAGCGUUUCAGGCGCUGGGACGAUUUGUGCUGCUGUGCUUCAAUAGGCUUUGCAGCUGUGAAUGUGCUUUAAUAGCAUUUACAGCUGGGCUGAGGUAUCCCCUCUCUUAAAAUAACACUGCAGCUUGUGCCUCCCACCAGCUGCUUUGUCUGUAGCUGUGGAUGCUCUGGAGCAAGAGAACACGAGCAAAACUCAAAGUCUUGUGUGUGGCUAAAUAGGAAGCAUAAUCCUGUGGUUUGGGUCUGCAACUAUCAACAAGCGUGUUUAGAUCUUGGUUUUAGCACUGCUGAUGAUUUGCUUUCUGCUCUCUCAUGCAGUUUUUAACCUUCUAGGGUGGUUUUCCUUCACUGGUGAAAUGGUAAUAGGAAAACCUUGGAGUGGUUUUGGAUCAAGUGAUUUGUUUGGGGAUUUUCAUGUGUUGUAAAGCCCUGGAUCAAAAGGAUGUCAGUUCAGGUUUCCAAACCAGAGGAGUCAUUCCCAUGUCACCUGUGACCCACUGAGGCAACUUCAGAGCCCAGGAUGGAGGUGGUGAGCAGGACAGACCCCCACGUCCGAGAGGUGGUGUGGUUUGCGGUGCACUGCAGAGCCCUGACCCUUCUACUGCAGGCUCUUUUCAACCUCCUGAUCCCCGAUCACGCUGCAGAUGCUUUCUCCCCUCCUCGCCUGUCCCAGCCUGGCCUGUGGGAUGUGCUGGUGGAGCAGCUGCUGGGAGGGCUGUCUCGCUGGGAUGCAGAGCACUUCCUCUUCAUCGCCGAGCGCGGUUACCUGUACGAGCACAACUGUGCCUUCUUCCCCCUGUACCCCCUGAGCCUGCGAGCCGUGGCCGAGGGGGCUCUGUGGCCCCUGCAGUGGCUGCUGUGUGUGCGGAGCCGCCUGCUGCUCUCAGCUGUGCUGCUCAACUCCCUCUUCUCUGUCCUGGCAGCCGCUGCCCUGUAUCAGCUGGGCUGCCUCGUGCUGCAGUGUCGCAGGGUGGCUUUCCUCGCUGCCAUCCUCUUUUCAGUCAGCCCUGCCAAUGUAUUUAUGGCAGCUGCUUACUCAGAGAGCAUGUUUGCCUUCCUGGCGUUCAGUGCCAUGUGGCAACUGGAGAAGGGGCAGAGCUGGCUCAGUGGACUGCUCUUCUCCCUUGCGGCUGGGGUGCGUGCCAAUGGGCUUGUUAAUGCUGGCUUCUUUCUCUACUCCUGCAGUAAAUGCUUUGCCCUCCAGCUCCAGGUGGGUUCAGAGUCAGUAAGAAAGCUCCCUCUGUUGUGGAAGCAGCUCCUGAGUGUGGUGUCUUCCAUGGUUCUGACGUGUGCUGGCAUUUUUCUACCUUUUGCUAUAUUUCAGUAUUAUGCCUAUGUGAGGUUCUGUCAUCCUGGUACCAGCCUGGAGCCAGUUCCUAAGGCACUGGUCCAGCUGGCUCUGGACAAGGGCUAUUCUCUGGCAGCCCCAAAUGGGGUUAAACCCCCUUGGUGCUCCCAGCAGGUCCCUGUAGCCUAUUCUUAUAUUCAAGACACUUACUGGAAUGUUGGCUUUCUAAGGUAUUUUGAGCUCAGGCAGAUACCAAAUUUCUUGCUUGCUUUGCCUGUCACGCUUCUGGGCUCAUGGGCUGCCUGCACCUACAUCAGUGCAAACCCACGGCACAGCCUGACUCUUGGUUUAGAGAGAAGAAAGAGCGAAGAGGAUAAACCAAGAACUGGCUUUUGCUGCCCUGCUGUCUUCGUCUAUGUGGUCCAUGCCACGGUCCUGCUGGCAUUUGGGUUCUUCUGCAUGCAUGUGCAGGUGCUGACCCGAUUGCUCCACUCCUCCUCUCCCAUCCUGUACUGGUUCUCUGCCCACCUCCUUCAGGAAAACGAACCUUUGCUCUGGAGUGAAGGGACUGAUAAUCAAACCUCUGCACCUCGCUAUGAGGGAUCUCUUCAGGGUAAAUCUGGUUCCUGUGUGAACCCCGUGGUGAGGCUGCUGCUGAACUUCAGAUCCAUCACCCUGCUCAGCAGAUGCAUCCUCGGAUUCUUCCUGUCCUACUGGCUGCUGGGGCUGGUUCUGCACUGCAACUUCUUGCCAUGGACAUAGCGUGGGGCGCGUUGGUGCAGGCUGGUUGUGGGGCAGCAGCACUGGUCGCAACUGAAACCCACUUGUUGAAGAAAGCCUGAUGUACGUGUAGUGAUGCUGUGGUGUCAGUUACAAAGGAGUUACUCCUCAGUAGGAGCGUGCUGAGCCGUUGCUGUGUCCAAACCAGGCAUGUUCUCUUUGCUGUGAUGCUGCAGCAUCCCACCCCCGUCUCUGCUGUCAGUACUGAUAGCCAGCAUUCCUGGGACAGAGCAUCUUGGUUCCUGUCUUCUAGGGGAAAUACUGCUGCUGAGCA